Laetiporus sulphureus 93-53 is the source of this 704-nucleotide messenger RNA. RefSeq lists its product as uncharacterized. NCBI's taxonomy places the organism in Eukaryota, Fungi, Basidiomycota, Agaricomycetes, Polyporales, Laetiporaceae. The transcript is spliced from 3 exons. The coding region runs from base 1 to 474 and encodes 157 amino acids. The record is from RefSeq and is a predicted model, not a curated record.
AUGGGGAGGAGCAAGGGGGAGAUUGUGUGCAUAGACGACUGCUGUUUCCUCCAGAUGUGGGCCUGGUUCUAUGGCGUACCCGUGCGUCCUCUUGGAGAAAAUAAACGCCACACGCUUCCUGCAGACCUCCGCACUGCAACCGAUAGCGCAUCUGAGGGCGAACCCGACGGCUCACGGAAAACGUUCCAGAAAUCGGCUUCGUCCAUAAGUACAAGAGCGGACGUCAGAAUGACUGAUGCGAAGGAGGAUAUGGACUAUCCUUCCAACCAGCUGGAAACGCCGGGCGGGGAGGACAUCAAGGAUACGGUCGUGCAUCGCAACGUAACGAUCAGCAACGUAAAUAUCCCGAUCAUGGGUUCAAGGCUCACCGCUGCUGUCCAUAAGCAUGACCCUACACCUACUCUGCCAGCUUCGUCAUCCUACGCCAGCACCUUGCAGGUGGGGACGCGGGCUUCAGGACAAAAGAGGAGAUAGCGAUGAUCAAUGAGCAGAAGCUACAGAAAGCGUUGAAACACACCAGGAGGUUCGAAGUGCGAAAAAGCGAGAGGUGCCAUCUAGGAUGGUCGCUCAGAAUCCGAUGGCAUAGGGGCGAGGCGUAGCGACCCGCGAGCCGACAUGUAGAACGAGACAAUGGCAGUUGAUAGUGGGAUGUGUUCUUCUAUGUAUGCGCCGUUCCUAGCCCGAAUGUUGUGAAUACGAGUAUG